CUCGAUGCUACUGGUCCAGUGUGGAUUUAUGUCAGUGUUUUUUGUGAUCAAACCAGUCGAGCUGCAGCAAAAUGACAGCGAAAAACAUCCGCAGCAGUGCUUGGCUGGUACUGCUGGUUGUGGUGUGCGUGGAGGCGGGCAAUUUCAACAUUACCUCUCGCAUAAACGAAGUGCUCAGGAACGAUUCUUCAAUGAUGUUUUAUGUCAAAUGCUUCCUUGACCAAGGUCCAUGUUCGGCAGUCGCUCAACUAUUCAAAAGACUAAUACCUGAGUUCAUGUCAACCAACUGUGUAAAAUGUUCGCUAAAUAUGAAGAAGCUUGUGUGCCAAAUGCUCUUCAAAAUGCAGGAAGAAAAAUUCACUGACCUUUGGGGCGAUUUUCUGGUUAAGUACGAUCCAGAAGAAAAGUACCGAAACCAACUUAGCACCUUAAUGGAUUCCUGUCCAGACGAAUCUGAAACCGACGAUUGAUUCAGCUUUCGAUCGCAUUAUUCAACUAUAUAUUAUAUUGUCCAUUUUACGUUCAUGAUAUUUACUUAUUCACAAUUUUAUGUGCAAGAUCUAAAACUCAAUACGUUGAUUCGUUAAAUAUAUUUUUA
Messenger RNA from Phymastichus coffea, 598 nucleotides. Its product is annotated as allergen Tha p 1-like. The record is from RefSeq and is a predicted model, not a curated record. Bases 72 to 470 code for a protein of 132 amino acids. The transcript has 3 exons. Lineage: Eukaryota; Metazoa; Arthropoda; Insecta; Hymenoptera; Eulophidae.